Molecule: messenger RNA, 1926 nt
Organism: Bolinopsis microptera
Lineage: Eukaryota; Metazoa; Ctenophora; Tentaculata; Lobata; Bolinopsidae
Product: hydroxysteroid 11-beta-dehydrogenase 1-like protein
Exons: 2
Coding region: 6-1025 (339 amino acids)
Cellular component (GO): intracellular membrane-bounded organelle
Molecular function (GO): oxidoreductase activity
Source: RefSeq, a predicted model, not a curated record
CAGGGAUGAAGAAAUGGUUGAUAGUAGGCGUGACCAUCCUGGGUAUGGUCUGCUGCUCAGGUACUCUCGCUAAAGUUGGGGUCUUUAUUCCCGGACUUCUUCUCUUUUGUUAUAUCUGCAGUAGGACUACUCGCCUCUCUGCUGAGCAGUACAGAGAGGGAUUCUACAAUAAGGUAGUACUACUUUGUGGUGCUAGCUCGGGUAUAGGGGAGGAGUUAGCGUACCAGCUAGCCUCCAAACACUGCCAGCUAGUCCUGGUGGCCCGGACUGAAGCCAAGUUACUUCGUGUUAAAGAGGGGGCUCUGAAGGCUGGUAGUCCCCGAGUAGAGGUCAUCUCUUACGACUUCAGCAAUGUUAAGAAGUGUGUCAGCACUGUCCUGUAUAAGACUAUAGAGCUGUAUGGGAGACUAGAUUAUCUCAUACUCAACCAUGGUCUCAUGCCAAACGGGCCCUUUCUGGGCUUCCCAAAGCAGCAGGACCCUGAGUUUAUACAGAAGAUCUACAACGUUAACGUGUUCAGCUACAUCCAGCUAGCCACACACGCUAUCCCCCAUCUGGAGCUAACAGGGGGGCACAUACACGUGACUAGCUCUAUGGCUGGGGAAAUACCUCAGAUUAUUGGGGGGCUUUACUGCGCUACUAAGCACUCUAAGAACGGGUUCUUCUACAGCUUGCAGCAGGAGCUUAUCCACAAAAGAUCUAAAGUCUCUCUGAAUAUCGGGGCAUUUGGGCUGAUAGUGACGAGGGAGAUGAAGGAUGUGAUUAUGAAGAAGAUGAACAUGCCUAAGUUCCUGCAGGGAGACCUGAAGAGAUGUGUGCAGGUUAUAUUAGACAACCUGGUGCGCAGAGAGCGGACUAUCACCUUCCCACCCACCAACAUAGCCUUCCGCUUUAACUGGUACCUCAACCCUUUCUUCCACGAGUUCUUCUUGGCUGGUAUCACUGAUUAUAACUCCCUAGUUAAGAACCACACCACUAUCCACGAACAGUCCGCUAAGACUGGCUACCAGAAAGGCAGCUCUUAGUAAUGCUACUACUACUCCCAGCUAUGCGGUGUGCCUCAGGGAUUGGGUCCUGUUAAGUGUUAUGUACAUCAGUUAUUUUAUGUUUCAACGAAUUGACGGAACAAUUUAUAUAUAAUAAUCUUAAACAUUUUAAAUUUGGAGUUUAUUUAUUAAUCAAACCACCGAUCCAAAUUUGACGUAAGUAUGGACAUAUUUAAUAUAUUUUUGGUUAUAUUAUUGCGAUAUACUUGUCGUUUCUCGUGGUUAAUUCUACAUGAUGGUACUAGUUACUAGUUGAUAGUCACGCAUAAUUAAAUUGUAGUCUAAAGGAGAUAUUUAUAUAAUAUCUGGAUACUAGCGAGCUGAGUAAAGUACUGUGUUUACAGUACAAUGUAGAUGGAUCUAAGUACUAAGUAGGUAUAAACCUUAUUUUUUCUGACGAUUAAAUUAAUGAUUUACCAGCCAGUUUCAGAGUUGAUUAAUCAAAUUUUCUGUCACAUGCCAAUACUAAUUAUAUGGGUCUCAUACACUCCAGUGUUCGGAUCUACUGUUUAAUGCAUGAUUUUAUUUAAAUUGGUAAUGUGAUUAUUAUUUAUUAAGAUAUUGUAUAAAAUAUUGUUAAUUUUGAUUUGUUGAGUUAAAUUUGCCAUUGUAUUUGUAAUUUCAUUUAAUAUUGUACAGUAUUUAAGUAUGUAUUAUAAUAUGAUUAAUCUUGAAAUAACCCAUUUAAUUAAUCUGUCUCUUUAAAUAACUUAUUGUCAUUCAAUAUUCAUCUUCAACUGACUGAAGUUUUAAAUUAAUUGUUGUAUUUAUUUGAUGUUAUGUUGGGAUUUAUCAACUUAUCAGUAAUUUAUUACCUAAUAACUUGGAUUUGAUUGUAACAUAUUGUUUGUUUAUUAAAUAUAAACUUUAAAAUUUCUUC